AUGCUCGCCGACAUGCCUGUAUCUUGGAAUCCCAUUCGUGAAGAAGUGGGCAAUGAUCAGGUCUCAGACAGCGCCGGCCAUAAGGUUGUUCACAAAGGUAUUCCCGCUGUUGAGGAGACUGCGGGUUCCGAUAGGGAAGACGAUGAAGAUAAUUGCGAUGGAGCUGAUGGCAUGACUCAGAAGACAUACGACAGAGGCGGCGAAUAUGCCGAAAGUGAGGUCCUGCAAAUGCGUAGAGCCUUAGUGGAGGACGACGACAUUGACAGUAUAUCGAGUUGGUACAACACAUCAGAGGACGUGCAGAUAUACCCUCAGACUCCCGUGUCGCACCCGACGUCGCUAUUAGGCUUGUCCAGGAUCGUUGACCUCUCUGACUGCCAUGACUACGACGUAAUCACCGUACAUGGUGUUCGUGACGAUUCAAAGACUACAUGGACAUCAGAUGACGGAUCAAACUGGAUCAAACACGAAAUAUUCGAACUAUUCGGAAAAUAUCGGGUUAGACACUUGGACUAUAAAUAUGACACCAGCGACUCUGCUCGUAUUUACGAUCCGAGCGGAAACGGGAUCACUAUGGAGGCCAACGUUCUGCUACAGAGCUUGGCACAGCAGAGGGCUGAACUUCCCAGUGCUCUUGUCAAUGCAGCACACAAACGGCCCGACCCUCUCGACUGGAGGGGUCAUCACAAACGCUCUGUGAGAUUUGUCGACUUCUACAGGAAGCUGACACUUCUCACGUCGACAAUUAUUUUUUUGGGUUGUCCCCACCGCAGCAAGUCGACAGAAGAUCUAGAAGACGAACUGUUUGCUCUACUGUGUCUGCCCGGCCCUCAUAUGAAAAAGCGGAUCUUGCAAAAGAUCAGGCAUUUGGCUCGCCAGAUUGAAAGAGUCAACCUGGAGUUCCUGGAAACCAACGUCUUGGACCGUGCUGUUGUCUUGAAUGUUAUUUCUGAACCACAGGGUCAAGGACAGACCGAUGUGACCAAUGAGCCUCAAGUCAUGGGGCCUGUGGCAAAAGAGGCAAUUCGAAUUAAUUCCGCUCUUUUGCCACUUCAAAACUCGUUGCUUUCUCUUUUACCACCAACGCAAAUCAACACGUGCCAGAUCGAAUAUGAGACUGGUGCCAGGCCCGCUCUUAUGUCUUGGAUAUUAGAGAACGAUGUUUUCACCAACACAGGGCCGAAGAUUGUUUAUCUUCAUGCGGGGGGUCCGAGUUGCCAAGCUGUAAACAUGAAGCUUGUAUCUCAAGAGCUGCAAUUUGCAAUGGACCUCUCAUCGUUAAGUGACAUUGACUUUGAGUACCCGGGACUUCCGAGUAAAGGCUGUUUCUACUUCGGGUUCGACCGACACGACAGCAGACGAAACGGGAUCAAAGCCAUGAUCACAUCCUUCUUGUGCACCUUCGCUUGCCGUUUCUGGAACGACGGAGACGCGACACUCAACUGGGUGGCUGAGUCUCUGAAAAAGAUUAAAUGUUGGUCAUUGAGAGAUUUGGUCACUAUGUUUCUGCGUGUCCAGAAGACCGGUGUUAUGAGGGGAUUGCCCAUACUACUUGGCCAAAUUGACCAGUGCGAUGAGCAGGAGCGACGUGUCUUCCUCCAAGCCGUCCUGAAGCGAAAUAGCUACAACGAAUUCCGUACGCGCCUCCUCAUAACCACGACCAGACCAGAUGAUUACAUAUGCGGAAUCUUGCCGCCAAAUAGCAUCAUCAAUCUGAGUGACUAUCCACUGUCACUCACGAAGUAUUUAGCGCAUCCAGACCGACCUAAUGCCCUCGAGGAGAGAAUGCGGAGUCUGCUUGCUAGUCGACCUGAAUUUGUGCAAUACAGCUCCAAGGUCCGCCAGAUAUUAGAAAAGUUCAGAAAAGUCCCGAGGCUUCAAGACACGAUCCUGGAAUAUCUUGGAGAUUGCAAAAUUGUGCCGGCCGCAGACGAAGCCGACGACUUGCUACGGCAGCUAUCAUGCGAUUCGCACCAAAGAGCCCUUCGAUGCGUCAUUGAGUCUCUUUCAGUAGAAAGGAAACCCAUGACCUGGCUGAUCUACAAUUUGAUCAAAUGUGCCGCACAGCCGUUGACUCUAGAAUUUCUCGCAGAAGCCGUUAGAUUAUCAUCACCACCGGAGGUCCCACAGCUCGCACAUAUUCACAACCUGGAUGUUUUCGUCAGAGACAUACAGCAGGACUUGAGAGGGAUCGUCGUCUGGGACGGGCGCGAAAUCAAAUUUUCAGACGACACGUUCUAUGAAGUGUCGGCGACUGGCGAAAAGGGUGAAAAGCAGGAGCAUACUUGCCGCUCACAUGCCGACAUGGCUACCGUGUGUUUGCGUUAUAUUCUGAGUGAAAGCGGACAGAAAAUGCUCGCUUCUCUGUCAAUGGAGAGUCAAGACGUGGAUUACCUGACCUGGUCGCCUAACACGCUUCCCCAACACAGUCUAGUAACAUAUGCACUACGGUACUGGACGCUUCACUAUCGAGCAGCAGGUGGCUACCGGCCAGUCGACCUUGCAAGAGAACUUUUCAAGGAUGACUUCAAAAGGCACCCCUGGGUAGAGGCAUCUUAUCUCCUCUCUAAUCCGUUCACCCGAAUUCAGAGAGAGUACAUAUCUCCACUACCAUACAUGUCCAUGCUCGGGCUUGAUGAUCUUGUCCUCGAGCAGAUCGAGAGCGAUACGAAGCCUGAUGGUUGGAAUCGGUACCAAUGGCUGGCAAUCACAGAAGCGGCUCGAAACGGACACAGCAACACAGUUGCCUUGCUCCUCGAACACACUGAUACCGACGACACUGGUUUGAGAGAGGCACUUCAUUGGGCAGCCAACUACGGUGAAGGAGGUGGACUGGAUUACUUAAUCUCAAGAGCACAACAGGUUGAGGGAUUUCAGUGGCCGCCGUUCAUCCUUGAUCGCGCGGUGACGGCCGGGCUCGAGAACCUCGUAUCAGCUCUGGUGCAUGCCGACUACGACUUAAACGAGAAAGACAGCACUGGGAAAGGCCGCGCUAUUCAUACUGCAAUAGAGAAUGGUCAGCAUCACGUGCUGAAGAUCUUGUUAGACAGCGGACGGGUGGAUCUCGGGCUCGAAAGUGAUGCUGGUCACUCGCUCUUGGUACUGGCGGCCGAGGCGGGCGAGCCAGAAUCAAUACGACUUCUGCUGUCCGCUGGUGCCAGUCUGAAUAACUGCGACGGGGAGGCAUAUCAAAUCUUACUAGAUACCAUCAGCUGGGCCAACCAUGAGGCUCUAAGCAUUCUUGUCAAUGCUCAAGUCCAUUCCAACAAUGAUGUUGUGAACGCUAGCUGGAGCAAAGAAGACGAUGUCUUCCCUCUAUCGCAAGCUGCCGGACUUGGCUUUAAAGAAUGUACUCGAAUCCUUUUAGACAAGGGCGCAAAUCCGUGCGCCGUCGGCCAAGGCGGAUGUGCUUUGUACCAGGCGAUCAGACAUGGGCCGUAUUCCGAUAUCUGCCUCAUGCUUCUACAGAAAGGAGCGGACCCGAAUCAGUACGACGCAGAUGACCAGGCAAUCGAAAGCAAGAAAAGUAUUUUAACGACAGCCAUCGAGUUUGGAGACGCGCCUCUGGUGGCAAUGUUACUCGACUACGAUGCCAAAAUUAAUGUUAGAGAUCGCAGUUGGUUUGGCUCACCUCUGGCGGAGGCCAUUCAUGAAGAGCGCUUUUCUUCUGAUUCUCGUGGAGUCGUGGAAUUGUUGCUGGAGCGAGGCGCGGAUCCCAAUCUGGAAAACAAGUACGCCAGCGGCGACUACGGGACGUCCGGAUCGCCUCUGUACUAUGCUCUUAAGUGGGCUAAGAACCAGCACGUGGCUGAGAUUCUGAUCGCGAAAGGUGCAGAUAUCCACUGGUCAAGGAAUGACGACGGGGUUUCUAUUCUUCAUGCGGCAUGCGGACUACAUGAAAUGCUUUCUAUCCUCCUCGCAAAAGGCGUGGAUAUCAAUGUCACUGACAACAGCAACUGGACCACACUUAUGACGGCGGCAGCGAGGACCGAUGCAACGCAGUCCAUCGAGGUUCUUUUGCAGAAUGCAAGUCCCAAAGCAGACUUGGAAAUUGUUUCGACAGACAGCUCUGGGUCUACAGCACUUCACCUUGCCUGCGAAAGAUGCGCAGGAGAGGCAGUGAAAUUGCUCCUCGAAGCUGGCGCAGACAUCAACCGCCAGAGAGGUGACGGAAAGUUUCCGCUCGGUCUAAUUCUCGCAUCAGACCUGCCACAUACGCUUUACGAGAGGACAGUCGAGUUGAUGCUUGAACGAAGACCUAAUAUGGGCUUGUCAGACAAUGAGGGAAACACUGCUCUACACAAUAUCCAGUGUAAAACACCUUUGUCCGUCGUCCUGCGCUUGGUAGAAGAAGGUGCGCCGGUCAGCACAGUUAACAACAAAGGAUACAACUGUCUCGCUUGGGCUGUGCGUUGCGGAAACACUGAAGCCGCUCGGUAUCUGGCGACCGUCAAGGGUGUGCGAACCGAUAUAUAUCACCCGAAUUUUGGUAGCAUCUUGCAUUUGGCUGCUGCGCGCUCCACUCUGCACUUUGUGAAACAGCUUGUCAGGACUGGCGCCGAUUACGGCAUGGUGGACCCCAAAUUCGGUGAAUCACUUCUCUAUUCCGCUGUCGGAAAUGAAGACCCCCAGGAAUGUCGAGAGAUCACUCGAUACUUCGUGGAGGAACUCGGUAUCGAUGUGAACGCUUUAGGAGGAAAGUUGAGCACUCCCCUAUUGCGAGCGGUGGCUGAGGACAAAGAAACUUCUCUGGUGAGGUAUCUUCUCCGCCAUGGAGCACGCGGAGAUGCCGUGGACAACCUCGGCCGGAUGGCUGUCCACUGGGCAUCGAACCGUGGGAAUAUUCAGAAUUUAAAGGCCUUGGUCAAGGCUGGGCUUGAUCUAUCGGUCAGUGAUAAAUAUGGCCGCAGACCCCUGCACUUUGCUGCAGCAAGUGGCAGCGAGGAAGUGCUGCAGUACGUUUUGGAGCAACUUUCUGCUGGUAUCAACGCCUUCGACGUUGAUGUGGCCGAUGUGGACGGCUGGACUCCACUGAUGUGGGCUUGCAGACAGACGGAUGACAAAAUGGCCUACGUCUUGGUCAACAAGUAUAAAGUAGACAUUUAUGCACGCAGCAAAGAUUCGGAAUGGUCGGCACUGAAGAUUACCCGUUUAUACUUCUUCUCUGAUGAACCCACCGUGAGGUUGUUCCCGACCAUUGACAAUCGAGGCCACGAAGAGGGCUUCAGGCCAGAAGAUAACGAGAUGGAGCGUGGGGAGUGUCAUGACGAAAUUUGUGUUAGCUGUGAACAGACUCCAUCUGUAGGCGAGUUGUGGUCAUGUUCGGAAUGUGAGGCACACUUGUGCUUCAAAUGCAUUCGACACAGUGAGACGAUUCAUGGUCCGGAGCACAAAUUCCGCAAGGUGGACAAAUACGCGACGGGCGAAGAAAGGUCCGACGACGACACUGAUCGCUCUGAUAAUGCAAGCGAGAGCGGGGAUAGAAGCGAUGACGAAGAGCAGGACGAAAGUGAAAGUGAGAGCGAGGAAGAAGAUGAUGAUGCGAGUGAGACAUGA
This is a messenger RNA of Diaporthe amygdali, 5556 nucleotides long. RefSeq lists its product as uncharacterized. Gene Ontology annotation, molecular function: protein binding. Lineage: Eukaryota; Fungi; Ascomycota; Sordariomycetes; Diaporthales; Diaporthaceae. The record is from RefSeq and is a predicted model, not a curated record. The transcript is spliced from 7 exons. The coding region runs from base 1 to 5556 and encodes 1851 amino acids.